GUGUGUGAGACUGAGAGGAGAGCAAGACCUACCUCCCUUCCCUCAACGCCGCCGUCUGGCGGCCAUGGCGGAUCCUCUCCAACGCAGCCUCCCCGACGAGAUCUCAAUCUGGGAGAUCCUCGUCCGCCUCCCUCCCAAAGCUCUCCUCCGCUGCCGCGCCGUGUGCCGCGCCUGGCGCAGCGCCACCUCCGCCCGCGACUUCCUCCUUGCUCACCACGGACACCAGCUCACCCUUCCCCUCCUCUACGGCUGCACCAACCUCGGCGUCCAAGGCGAGGUCCUAGACAUCAUUCCCUUCGACCACCGCCCAGGGCUAGCCGCCGCCGACCAGCUUCAGUCCGUCGCGCGACUUGGCCUUGGCCUCUCCUAUCCUUGUGUGGAGGCCUCCUGCGACGGUCUCCUCCUCCUCUCCCUAGGCCGGAGAGACUUCUUCGUCUGCAAUCCGGCAACUCGUCAGUAUGCUCCACUCCAACAAAUUUAUGCCUACGUGCUGCUGGGGAUGUACCCGCACAGCCCAACCGGCGAGUACAGAUUAUUGCUCUACUGGGACGAGGAUUUGAUUUAUCCAGAUCUGGCACCUGGCACACAAGAUGGCUCCUAUGUCUUCACAAUAGGCUCCGGCGAGCCGCCCAGGUACACAGGGUACCCUGAUUCAGGCAUAUUGAUGUUUAGCAACUCCAUUUUGUUUCAUGGUAGCCUGCAUUGGCACAUAGACAAGGAUGCGAGCACAAGCAACAUGAUAAUGUUAUUUGACACCACCUCUGAGUCCUUCCGGCAGAUGCGCGCUCCGGUUGUUCCUAGCCACUCUUCCCUGUUUGAGAUGGAUGGAAUGCUCGGCAUGUCCAGCUUUAAUCAUGCAGCCACAACCAUUGAUAUCUGGAUGUCACAAGACUAUGAUAGCGAGGCCUGGGCCUUGAAAUACCGUGUUGAUUUGCCGGUUACAGAUCUCACUGCGCAGUUUGGAAAGUUUACCGAAACUUGGAAUUUGGUGGUCACUUGUUGGAAUGGUGAUGUGCUCAUGCUGAUCAAAUUUGGUGAGUGGCUACUUCAGGUUGACGUGGAUGGCAAGUUGGUUGCCAGUUUUCACCGCAAAUUAGUCCGUUUUACUCAAUUCCAACUCAAACAAACUCUUGUUCCACAUACCUUCUUUCCGACACUAGCGGGUUAUGCUGUGAACACUUUGCCUUUCAUAUCACCAGAUGAUUAUGUUGUGGACAGCUAGCCUUUCACUUGAGGGCUGUUGAGUGCUUGUUAGCGACCUAGCUAUCUGUAUCCACAUGACCUGUAGUAUUUAUUCACUGGAUCUUCUAUGAGCCCGCUAGCUUCUUUGUUGAUGUGUAAAAUGUUAUAAUCAAGGAGCUCUGACCUUACAUGGUUGUGUUUUA
Molecule: messenger RNA, 1385 nt
Organism: Triticum urartu
Lineage: Eukaryota; Viridiplantae; Streptophyta; Magnoliopsida; Poales; Poaceae
Product: F-box protein At5g49610-like
Molecular function (GO): protein binding
Source: RefSeq, a predicted model, not a curated record